Messenger RNA from Mucor velutinosus, 1605 nucleotides. It is a transcript of the gene PMM1, whose product is annotated as Phosphomannomutase 1. The record is from RefSeq and is a predicted model, not a curated record. The transcript is spliced from 8 exons. Lineage: Eukaryota; Fungi; Mucoromycota; Mucoromycetes; Mucorales; Mucoraceae. The coding region runs from base 1 to 1605 and encodes 534 amino acids.
AUGACAGAGCCAGAGAAGCUUGUUUCUAUAUACUAUAAAGAAGAUGUUGCAAAGGGAGAUACAUAUAACGUACAUUGGAAACAGGUGCCCAUUCCCUCUUUGGUUCAAGCUGAACCUUUGCUGGCCAAGCUUCGACAACAUCCGCAAGUGACAGAUGAUAGUGCGCAAGAAGAUGCUUUUCGGAUUGAUUUGGCUGAACAUGUCAAGAUCCAAACAGUACGCAAAGAAAGUGUGUUUAGCGAACAAGUAACUGAAUCAGAACAAGCCAUCAUCCAACAACGAGUAGCGCUGCAGCAGCGACAGUACCAAGAAUUCGAAAAAAAGGAAAAGAGCCGCAAGAUACGAAAGGUAAAGGAUGUCUACGAUUAUCUCACCAGCGAAGAGGUCAUGGCGAUGCUGGAUGAAAGCGGUAAUGAUGAGCAAGAAGUGAUCGUUCGCCUCACUCAGCCUGCUUAUUUGCAUGAGAUUCGCAAAUCCAUUGCUAUGAAGCAUAUCCAGCAAGAAACCAAAGAAACCCUGAACGAGGAACAACAAGCCAACUACACACAUCUUUUGGAAAAACGAUCAAAGACCCUGAAGAAGACGACAGACGAGACAGCCAAGAAGACGUACCGCACAAGGCCAGACCGUUUAGGUCUCGAUGAAGCACUCAAAAAAAUGCAAGAUAACAGUGUAAAUCCAUUCGAGGGUUGGUCAUCUGCUCGCAUUCGAGCCUAUCAAAUGAUUGAACAGAAUCCCAACAGCUACUAUUACCGUUUCAAUGCACCUGGUGAAGAGCAACGCAGAGGUCCAUGGACGAAAGAGGAACAAGUCCUAUUUCACAAGCGAAUAGAGGAGGUGGGAUCCAAAGGUCAAUGGGGCAUCUUUGCCAUGAAAAUCCCUGGUCGCGUAGGCUAUCAAUGUUCCAACUACUAUCGACUGCUAGUAGAAACGAACCAAAUUCAAGAUCCAAACUAUGUUGUAGACGAGAAUGGGAAAGCGCAUUACUUGUUUGAUAAGAAAAAAGUGGAUGGGAGCACUGAAAAGACUAUACGCACCUACAGCAAGCAUGGAGCUGCAACGCUGUCUUCUUUGCUUUCUUCAUCAUCUACUACGGAUGUAUCAUCCGGCCCUGAAACACCUGAUGACUCCACUACGAUAGCCUCUGUUUAUCGAAAACGUAAUACACAAAAGUCAACUGCCACCACAUCCAAACACAAGAGCAAGCGAAAACGAAGAGCGUUCACAUGGAACUCGAGUGACGAGGACGAGGAUGAGGAUGAUAUGGAAGAUUACAAUGAUACCUCAGGCACAUUUAAAGUGAGAUCCAGUGCAUCCACCAGCAGCAAACGAACACGCACACGCAGCACACAAGUACAGUUAGCAACAGAAGAUGAUAACCCUCUGCCUGGAUUUAUUGAUCCCAUUACAUUGGAUGAGGUGAUCAAACCAGCCAUUUCCACUUAUGGUCAUGUUAUGGGUUAUGACAGUUGGGUGCGUUGUCUUACAAAUUGGGAAGGCAAGAAGAAUAUUUGUCCCUUGACCAAAAAGCCCUUAUCCAAGAGAGACCUCACCGUCUUGACUCCUGACAAUAUCGAAGCGUAUCGAGACAAAAUCAUCCAAUAA